UAGUUGCUGUAAACUUGAAGUCGCCGGUCAGCAGAAGGUCGGUCAACAACAACAAUAACAACAGUUAGCAGUUAACCGUUAACGGAAAGUUAAACAGUCGUCGGUUAACGUUUAAACUCGUAGGUUUAUUCACAGUGAGCGGGAAACUGACAACUUCCGGUCGAUGUUUGAACAAAGUAACUCGUCUCCGGAUUAUCGGCUAAUGCUAACGUGCUAACCGGCUAACCGUCCAAGCGAACUGAAGUCCUCUGUGUUAGCCGUUAGCUUAGCUAGAUUUGUUAGCCGUUAGCAUGCAGUGUGUUAACGCUGUGAAGAAGAGAAGUUUAGAAACGGAGGUGGAGCCGUGGAGCUGCAGAGCGAAGAGAGUGUGUUUGGGGGUGGAGCUCCAGGUGACAGAGUGUCCAAUGGAAACGUCCCACAGUCUGAGCGUGUCCAAUCAGCAACAAGAACAGCAGAUGGAUGUUGGUGUGGUCCGGCCGAGAGCUCCUCCUCUGCUCUGCUGCCCCCGCUGUCUGGGAGGAGAACCAGGUCACAUUAAUCACAUCAUGGGCCACUGAGCAGCUGAUCGAUAACACUGAUACAAGAGGACGAUGAAGACGUGGCGCCCCGUCCUGACCUCCUGACCCCUUCAGGGAACGCUGACUUGUCUCACAGCCGUCCAAUGAGGCUUCACUCCUGCAGGAUGAUGUCAUAAUGACCUGUCCUGCUGAAAGGACCAAUCAGGUGCUUCUGUCAGACCCUGUCCCUUUAACAGAAGUUAUUUUACACUCCUGCCGAUUGUAUUUAGUUUUCAUAAUCUCUCAUGGCCCCGCUCGUCAUGGAGAUGGUUUAGUUAUUGUCACAUGACCUUAAUUCGUAAGAACAAAAUCUGUCUUUGAUGGUGCAUUUAAAGACAAUCUGACUUCUGAGCUUCAUACUUUUAAUAACUGACCGUUUGAGAUCAGUUUGAUCUUCUGUGUUUGAGUUUAAUAACUAAAUGUAAAUCAAUGUAAAGAGAAAUGACCACUUCAUGUCACCUUCAUCUUACCAACACUCAGCAGCCCACUCCGAGUUCUCAGAUGUCCACGUGUCCUUGAACACACCAUCACGUGUAAUUUGGACAGUCAGCAGUAAUGUUUAAAUCAGAGCAGACUGUUAAAGCUCCUUUAACAGAACAGUAUUAGCCCCGCCUCUUUACCUCUCCCAUCCAAUCACACAACCUUCCUCCUUCUACCAGGUGUCUGAUUGGUUCAUGCAUUUUGUCACCUGAACAUUUUAUAUCAGCUAAUGAUUACUGAUCAGUAAUUGCAGCCAGUGAUUUGACCUUUGACCUCUGGUCUCGUGAGGCGUUCACUGUCUCUGACAGCAGGCACUAAAAGGGCUAUUACAGAGUUGUUGAUUCAUGAACAAACCUCCUGAUGCUCGUUAGCUCGUUAGCUAACUCUCCUCAGUUUAAUUAAAGAUGUUUGAGUAGAAACCUUCAGGGUUCGUCUCCACGGUCACAAACAACAUGUGAUGUUGUUAACGUGUGUUGGUCCUCAAUUAUAAGACGACUUUUCAUUUCCAGAAACAAACGUCGUCUCAUCAUCAGGUCAGUAAGACGAACUGUGGCGGACGUUAAAUGUUUCCGACUAAUUAAAGGGAACCAUUAAGAUAAUUUCUUUUUUUUUAUUUGGCUCUCCAGCGUCAGUCGUACAACAAAAGGGACUGAAUUUAUUUUUGUGUUUAAAGUUUAUUAAUAAAUCUGUUUUAAUUUGUUUCUGUCUGUUAGUCAGGAAGCAUUUAAAAUUUAAGAUGAUAAGAUUUAUGACUGAUGUGUUUUCUGUUAAAGAGUUCAGUAUUAAUGAAAAGGAGAAAUAAAUAUUGUUAAUCUGUCCUGUUUGUAGAGAUAUAUUUUUAUAUUUCAGAGCAGUUUUUUUAUUGAUCUGACUGAAUGUACAGUAGCUUCCUGCACAGCUCUAUUUUUGAUGGCAUCAUUUUCUGCUUUGGGGCUGACCAAUCAGAACGCUCAUUUGU
Epinephelus fuscoguttatus (brown-marbled grouper) is the source of this 1995-nucleotide messenger RNA. RefSeq lists its product as uncharacterized. The transcript is spliced from 4 exons. Lineage: Eukaryota; Metazoa; Chordata; Actinopteri; Perciformes; Serranidae. The record is from RefSeq and is a predicted model, not a curated record. The coding region runs from base 291 to 557 and encodes 88 amino acids.